UCUGUCAAAAUAAUUCAAAUUGUCAAACGAGUUGAAACGAGUGCCUGCUCGCCGGAAUAUUAGAAACAAAAACUUUUGUAUUUUAUUUCCAAUUAAUUCAUAGACAUUAAUAUGAAGCUAACAGUAGAUGGACUACUUGUUUACUUUCCCUACGAUUAUAUUUAUCCCGAACAAUAUGCCUAUAUGCUGGAGUUAAAACGGGCAUUGGACGCUAAAGGUCAUGGUUUACUGGAGAUGCCCUCAGGAACUGGAAAGACAAUAUCGCUGCUGUCUUUGAUUGUAGCUUAUAUGAUUCACAAUCCUCAUCAUGUCAGAAAGCUUAUAUACUGUUCCCGUACAGUUCCUGAGAUAGAGAAGGUCCUAGAAGAGUUGAAGAACCUGAUCAAGUACUAUGAGACAAGUCAGGGGGAGAAGCCGAGCCUCACAGGUGUUGUGCUCACUUCCAGAAAGAAUCUCUGCAUACAUCCUGAUGUGUCAAGGGAAAGGGAAGGCAAACUAGUUGAUGGUAAAUGUCACUCCCUAACAGCCAGCUACAUCAGAGAUAGACAUGAAACUAACAGUGAGGUACCUAUAUGUCAAUUCUACGAGGGUUUCAACCGUGAAGGCAAGGAGUCGAUGUUACCAUACGGAGUGUACACCAUCGAUGACAUGAAACAGUAUGGCGCCGACAGGAACUGGUGCCCAUACUUCCUAUCUAGGUUUGCUAUAAUCCAUGCAGAAAUCGUAGUCUACUCAUACCACUACCUCCUAGACCCGAAGAUAGCUGAUGUGGUCUCCAAAGAGCUGAACAAGGAGGCUGUAGUAGUGUUCGACGAAGCUCACAACAUAGACACCGUGUGUAUAGACUCGCUCAGCGUCAAGAUCACGCGCAGGACUAUUGAUAGGAGUACUAUGGCCUUGCAGCAGCUGGAGAAGACUGUGGCGCAGAUUCGCGAAGCCGACGCUACCAGAUUAUCUCUGGAGUACGAGCAGAUGCUGGAAGGGCUCCGGCAGGUGGCCGCGCAGCGGGAGACUGAUGCCGUCCUCGGGAACCCUAUACUACCUGAUGAUGUACUCAAUGAGGUGGUCCCCGGCAACAUUAGGAAUGCGGAACACUUCCUCAGCUUCCUGAAGCGGUUUAUAGAGUACAUCAAGACCAGGCUGAGGAUACAGCAUGUUGUGCAAGAGUCUCCGGCAGGUUUCCUAAAAGACGUGGCUGCUCGUGUCUGCAUUGAGCGCAAGCCCCUCCGGUUCUGCGCGAGUCGCCUCUCCUCCCUAAUGAAGACCUUGGAGAUCCCCGACCCGUCCAACUUCUCAUCUCUGACCCUCAUCACACAUCUGGCAACACUCGUCUCGACUUACACUAAAGGCUUCACUAUUAUCAUAGAACCGUUUGAUGAUAAAACUCCCACGGUUUCAAACCCGAUACUACAUUUUUCAUGCAUGGACUCAUCAAUAGCUAUGCGGCCAAUAUUUGCUAGGUUCCAAUCAGUUAUCAUCACGUCAGGUACAUUAUCGCCGUUAGACAUGUAUCCAAAGAUAUUGGACUUCAACCCGGUGGUGAUGAGUUCGUUCACCAUGACUUUGGCUAGGCCCUGUAUAUUACCUAUGAUAGUAUCAAAAGGCAGUGACCAAGUCGCGAUAUCCUCGAAAUACGAAACGAGGGAGGACGUCGCCGUUAUUAGGAACUACGGACAGUUGCUGGUCGAGAUAUCCGCUUCAGUACCAGACGGUGUAGUUUGUUUCUUCACUUCAUAUCUAUAUUUGGAGAGCGUUGUCGGCGCUUGGUACGAUCAAGGUGUGGUAGCAAGUUUACAGCGGCAUAAACUACUGUUUAUUGAAACGCAGGAUUCAGCUGAAACUAGCUUCGCGCUCAUCAAUUUUAUUAAGGCGUGUGAGAGCGGUCGCGGGGCAGUCCUGCUGUCGGUGGCCCGCGGCAAGGUCUCGGAGGGCGUGGACUUCGACCACCACCUGGGCCGCGCCGUGCUCAUGUUCGGGAUCCCCUACGUCUUCACGCAGAGCCGGAUACUCAAGGCGCGUCUGGACUACCUCAGGGAUCAGUUCCAGAUUCGUGAAAAUGAUUUCUUAACGUUUGACGCGAUGCGACACGCUGCCCAGUGUGUAGGCAGAGCUUUAAGAGGUAAAACCGACUACGGUAUAAUGAUAUUCGCGGACAAGCGCUUCAGCCGCGCGGACAAGCGCACCAAGCUGCCGCGCUGGAUACAGGAACAUCUGAAGGACUCGCUCUGCAACCUUAGCACGGAGGAGGCUGUGCAGAUUUGUAAACGCUGGCUCCGUCAAAUGGCCCAGCCGUUCACCCGAGAGGACCAGCUCGGCGUGUCUCUCCUCACGCUGCAGCAGUUACAGACAGAAGAACAACAAGAGAAAAUAGAGAAGCAAGUCAUACAGAAAUGAGAAGGAAGCGAGAACAGUGGAAUGGAGUUUCAUGAGAGAUAGUACAGUUUGGAGACAAUAGCGGGUGUUUAAAAAGUCCUUAAACAAAUAAGCGUCGCGUAGGUCACUGGUGACCGAUUUACAAUUGAUUCCAUACUGCGCCUGCUAGCUUAGAGUUCAACGUGUUGAGUAUUCAAUUGAAUAAGCUGCCAGAAAACGAAUUCGGACUAAAGGCAUUAACAUUGAAGUACAUUUUUUAUUUAGAUGAUUGUGUGGUUCAUCGCAGACUAGAUUGUAUGCAAGAUGAAGUGUCUUGUCUCAUUAUUUCAGAAAAGUUUUAGCAAAUGGGCAAUAACAUUGUGGCUCUUAAUGAAGCAACCACAAAGUAUUAUGCAGUAAGUCGCAUGUCUGCGCUCAAAUCGGGUAAGCUGGACUUACUGACUCAACUUCAAUACAGAUUUGGAACUUGAAUCUUAUUUUAUUGACUUCGUUACUAUGUAAAUAUGUGAUGUUGUUUUGGAAAUAAA
Messenger RNA from Trichoplusia ni (cabbage looper), 2900 nucleotides. It is a transcript of the gene Xpd, whose product is annotated as general transcription and DNA repair factor IIH helicase subunit XPD. The coding region runs from base 112 to 2394 and encodes 760 amino acids. Gene Ontology annotation, biological process: nucleotide-excision repair; positive regulation of mitotic recombination; transcription by RNA polymerase II. Lineage: Eukaryota; Metazoa; Arthropoda; Insecta; Lepidoptera; Noctuidae. Gene Ontology annotation, cellular component: nucleus. Gene Ontology annotation, molecular function: damaged DNA binding; ATP binding; DNA helicase activity. The record is from RefSeq and is a predicted model, not a curated record. The transcript has 19 exons.